Colletotrichum lupini is the source of this 1032-nucleotide messenger RNA. RefSeq lists its product as uncharacterized. Bases 1 to 1032 code for a protein of 343 amino acids. The transcript has 9 exons. NCBI's taxonomy places the organism in Eukaryota, Fungi, Ascomycota, Sordariomycetes, Glomerellales, Glomerellaceae. The record is from RefSeq and is a predicted model, not a curated record.
AUGGAAACGCUGAUGGGCUUCGUCUGUCUAGCUUCAUUGGGGUUGAGCUGGCGCCGUCUCCGAGAGGGAAAGGUAGUCGCCGUCCGGAGAAAAGCAGAAUGCGUUCUGCUUGAAAGGUCCGAGAGAAAGACGUUUUCUUUCGUCGGGCUCAGCGACGGCCACCGCCAGGACUCUUUACCUAUGCAGGACAUUGCUGAUGGCAAUGCCCAUCGGGGAGUCCACUCCGAGGUCCACAAACCUAGUCGAGUCGUUCAGCUCGCUGCGAUGAACACCGGAUUUGCCUCCAACUCGUUCUGGUUUUUGUUUGCCUGGAAGGCCUACCGAGUAUCUCCAACGCAAACAGCAGCAAUUAACAAUAGAAGGAGCAGAAUGGGCACAAGCCUGGCAGUCUGGUCCUUAGUCGAAGUAGUAGGCCUCACAGAGGUGAUGGUAGGACUGAAUGACCCCUUACCCCCUGAAGCCAGUGGUCAUGCACUGGCACCGGUGGCUAGACUAACACGAUCAUUCCGUGAGAGAGAGCCUUGGUUGCGCCUCAUUCUGGUAUCGUUCGAUGAGACAUUGAUGCAAGGCGCCAAUAAGGCUAUGAGCCGGAAGUCAAAGACGAAUGACCGAGAUAUUCAGAGUCCCAACAGAGACAGAGACAGAAAGAGAGAGAGAUGGAGAGAGAUCUUCAUUCACUCGUCACCCUGUUCACCAUCAGCCUUGACUUCUUCUGCUCCAUUUGUCUCGACAGUGACCUACCUGGUAUGGCAUAUCACUCCCCUCGAUCCCUGUCUUGCUCGUAUAACACUAACGCGAAGCGGGAUAGUCUCCCUGAUGGGAAUAUCCCCACGUGUGGCCUCGCCUGCUUGUCUCGACUACACCUUCACCAGCUUGACAUCCUGGAAACUAGUGAUAUGGGCGUGGUGGUCGCUCGCCACCAAUCACAGAGCAGGAAAUGAAACUGCUAGAGACAUCUCGUAUCCGAAAUCCAUGAGACCCAAUCGUGGCUAUGGUAGAGAAUACUCCUCUACAACAUCAACGUGUUCUUGA